AUGUGCUCCUUGCCGCCCAGUGGAAUGAGUCGGGUCUCCAAACGCAUGAUGUGGCGAUCUGUUGGCGACACUUGGAAGAUGGUCCAAGGAAUGGCCAUGAAGAAGUUUGUGACCGACCCAGCGUUGUGUCGGGAUAUGUUCUUUGGUGGUCCCAAUGACGACAAUGAAGAGUAUGAAGCUGAAUCUGAAGCAAAUCCAGAUGCUGAACCCAAUGCCGAUGCAGAUGCCAACACUGCUGACACCGCCAACGAUGAUGAUUAUGGCGAAGAAGCUGAAGCUAGUCCGGAUAUAUCUACAACGGCCGGAUAUGAUGAUGUGGCUGGAGCCUUUUGUCAUAUGAAAUGGCACCCACAAAUGGUCGAGAUGCAUUGCUACCGUAUCUUCGGCCAUGUUUUCUUUUCUACUGGACUGGCCUUUGGAGACAAUACCUGUCCUCCAAAUUGGGACACUGUCGCAUGUGCCCGGAAACAACUUGCCCAAUACUUUUGGAACCAACCUGAUACCAUCGCAGCGGUGUCCGAACUCAUCCCCACCGAGAUCAAGACUGCUCCACUUCCGUCACCGUCAGAGAUUCGAGAUUUCACCCCAGCUGAACCCGAUUCCAGGCACCGUGGGGUCUUGAAUGCAGAUGGCAGCCGCAAGAGCCCCCUGUAUGAUCAUCACGUGGAUGACGUCUUGUAUGUGGAGAUUGGAAAAAAUCUGAUGCAGGCUGUUUGUGCAAGCAUCCGAGCCUUGUAG
This is a messenger RNA of Cylindrotheca closterium, 738 nucleotides long. NCBI's taxonomy places the organism in Eukaryota, Bacillariophyta, Bacillariophyceae, Bacillariales, Bacillariaceae. The record is from the annotation of a GenBank genome assembly.